GACCGAAAGUCUAUGUACCUCGGAGCUGUCCGUGAGGUCGUCAUCAACGUGACCAGUCAGCGAUCCAUCACAGGUCUCCGAAGGACCUAUCCUCAUCAUACCAGUCUUCGUUCGCCCACCUCCAUGGAGAUCAUGCUCUAUCGUGCCUCUGGUCCCUACCGUGCAUUCCCGGAUUCCGUCCCUGCUUAUCGUAUGGUCUACCAUUCUUUCGGUCCCCGAGGUAAAGCUCGAGUAUCUUUUCAAACGACAGAGACGUGGAGCGUCCGAAUCGACUCUCAGACGUUACCGUAUCAACUCGAAAUGGUACCGGUCUCUACUGUGAAACUCUCCGAAUACUUGCCACUUGCCUGGGUCGUCGAGCACGAGACGGGUUUGGUGAUACACAACCAAGCUCCCGAAUGGGAUGCCUCAAAGAUUUUGCGACACCUAUGGCGAAAUGCAAGAGGCCCGUUCGUGACACCGAGGAAAGAAAUCAGAAUCGAAAUAUUGGUGGACGUAGCCGAUUUCUUGGAAUGCCUCCGUGAUGUACGGGACGACCUUGAAAGACCUGGCCGACUAGAGGGUCUUGAAACUCUGACAAUCGCGUGCCGCUUGUUCGACUCCGAGGAGAUUGCAGAAAUCAUUAGAGUUCUCCCCACCUCUGUACGGCAUCUCAGCUUAGACAUGAGUCACUCGCAAACCAUGGCCCACCUUUGGCCGCGGACCAGCUUCACCGGUGCUCUCACACUCGAAGACCUUGUACAAGGGCCAAGUCACAUCUGGAACGGUUGUCAUCACAUCAAAACACUUCAUCUCUGCCUCUAUCACCCUCUUCUUCACGGUCAGGACAUCUCUUUCCUCAACAUGUACGAUUUUCGAAAGACCUGCACCAGACUCAAGACCCGACACGAAGCCAAAACGAACACGCUACAAUACCUUGGCCGACCUCUAGAUCUCGACUGUCUGGAACUGGUGUACGCGUGGCCCUUUCUGGACAUGAUCCUCCCGGAUUACCAGUUCGAGGAGCAUAGCAGCCUCAGGGCUGACGACGAACUCCUCGAACUUCUUCGACCAAGCGACCACACACUGCGUAACUUGAUGGCAUUCACGGGCAAGAACUGCAUCACCCGUUUCAGAUUUGUGGUGUCAUUUGACUAUGACGGUGACGACUUCCUCGAGGGCGAAAUGGGUACAGAACUCUCACUUUAUGUGCAACAGCGCUGUCGUGCGUUAAGUAUGGAGGAACAGUGACGGCGCUGGUACGGGACGAUUCUUGAUCUGUGUCAGCGGUACUGACCGAGUUGGCGAGGAGUUGCGGACAUAGGGUGACAUGACAUGUAAUGCUCCGGCGUCAUGCCCAGGCACCGCCGCACUGAGCGUAGAUACUGGGUCGCACCUUUUUUCAUGGAGGCUUUGAUCUGUGUGACGCUGGUUGGUUGCAUCCUUCUUCAAAGAUGGAACCGGACCACAAAAAUCUGUAGAAGCCUCAGAUCACAGAACGGUCGAGUUGCUAAGCGCACCUGACGAUAAUGUCUAACCUUUUUCCGCCCUUCGCACGUGCGAUGACCUCCCAUGUCCAUCGUGUCU
This is a messenger RNA of Tremella mesenterica DSM 1558, 1566 nucleotides long. RefSeq lists its product as uncharacterized. NCBI's taxonomy places the organism in Eukaryota, Fungi, Basidiomycota, Tremellomycetes, Tremellales, Tremellaceae. The transcript has 2 exons. The record is from RefSeq and is a predicted model, not a curated record. Bases 13 to 1230 code for a protein of 405 amino acids.